This is a messenger RNA of Orbicella faveolata, 2343 nucleotides long. RefSeq names its product trace amine-associated receptor 9-like. Gene Ontology annotation, biological process: G protein-coupled receptor signaling pathway. Gene Ontology annotation, cellular component: membrane. Lineage: Eukaryota; Metazoa; Cnidaria; Anthozoa; Scleractinia; Merulinidae. Gene Ontology annotation, molecular function: G protein-coupled receptor activity. The record is from RefSeq and is a predicted model, not a curated record.
CAUAUACAUACGUUCAUAUCCAAGCAAUUGAAGUUUUUUUUACUAUUACUUCAUUAUAAACACAGUUGAAGCGAAUGUACUUAAAUUGGACAGGUUCGUGAGAAAAGGCAAUUCAAUUCGACUGUUUUUCAUCCUAAUUUUGCGAAAGUUACAUCACUGUGAUUGGCUGAGUGCAGGCCAAAUUUUCGUUUAUAUUUAAUUUUUAUUGCAGUGCAAUUUAUGCGCGCGUUCGUAAUUUUCUCAGUCAUGUAACAAAUGGGAAAUUGUAAGAAAGCUCGAACAAUUAACGAUUUACACCCAUGGUCGGCUAUUUGAAAAUUCUUUCAAAUUGCUUUCGCUAAAAGGCCCGUGCAAUUUUGAAAGAAUUUUCAACUAUCACUUGUACUUUAAAUCCUUAAUUACAAUCGCAUUCAUACGAUUGGUUAUACUAAUGGUUUCUAUUCCGGACCUUUAGAGUGCUUUUCGAUGACAACCAAAUAGCGCGUUAUGGCAGAUCAACCACACUGCACGGGUGAGAUAUCGUCUUUUUCGGCUAUAAUCCUGGGAAUUAUCAAUUCAGUUUCUGGACUAGCGGCUGUCUUUGGAAAUCUUAUAGUACUCAUCACCGUUAUCAAGAGCCCGUCACUUCAUCAGCCAUGUUAUUAUCUCCUGACAUCUUUAUCGACCAUCGAUCUCUUCGUCGGCAUUGCAGUGAAUCCUCUUUACAUCAUGUUAACUAACUUUGUUUCAUGGCAAUACAGAGAAGAGCAUCUACUGCAGCUGGAGAGCUUUUUUGCCAUGUCCAGCGCAAUGAUAAUCAUGCACACCUUAAGUGUAAUGAGUAUCGAGCGAUACAUCGCGGUCAUUGACCCUUUGCGCUACUACAGUGUUGUUACAGUAAAGCGAAGCUGCAUCUCAAUCGUAAUCGUCUGGGUAUUUGGCUUCACGCUCAAUUCCUUUUUCUUUGCGCUCUCAAAUGAGGACUUGCCAAAACUUUGGAUUAUCUGCGGAAUGCUCACUGGGCUUUCUCCCACGCUGGUUAUUUUCUUCUGCUAUGGAAAGAUUUUCCUAGCAGCGCGCAGCCAGUCAAGAAGAAUUGCUGUGGCAGAGCGCAAUGUGUCGGCCGUUUCACGAGACGAGGAAGGGGCAGUGACUAACACAGGAACAACUUGUUCAGUGGAGGCCAAACGAACCAAGAAGACAGCUUGGACGGUUGCCAUUGUUGUUGUUGUAGCAAUUGCUCUUUCCAUGCCAGUGAGCGUUGUCAGCGUUUUGCAGAUUGCCACGACUGAUUUGUGUCGUCGCAGGCAGUACAAUCGAGCCUGGAUGUGGGCCGCCACAUUGUCCCUCACAAGCUCAGCAAUGGAUCCGUGGAUCUAUGCAUUGAGAAUUCGGGAGUUCAGGGCUUUUUUCAAACGAGCGCUGUGCAUUUAGUGACAUUUAUUGAGUAAAAAAUGAACUUGAUGACAGCAGCAAAAUAUUAGCCAGGCGAAUGGUAAAAAUAUCAAGCCCGAACAGAAUUUUAAUUCAGAGAAACUGGUUAAAUUCAAUUUCGGGCUUCUUCCUAACAUGCGUACAGGUGUUCGGACGAAGGGCAUAUUAUUGAACACCGCUCAUGUUACAUGAGGCUUCGUCCCUCAGGGUAAACAACAUACGUUUACGUUUAAUUUAAAGUCGCCUUUUUUCAAAUAAUAGGAAAAAAAUACAAACUGUAGCUUGCAACCAAUUCACUAUAAAGAAAGCUAUACGGCAUUAACAACGCUGAAAAAGUAAUUGAUUUUUUUUUUUCCAUUUUACCGGUAACGAUCAAGUCAGUUUAUUGUUAUGCUGAUGUUAGUUUAGACAGAUAUCAUUAAGAAAUGUAAAUGACUAAUGUGAAUAUCAGUCAAUCCAUCAAAUGCAUGAGCUAUAUGUUAGUUUUGUAACGUAUGUAUUCAGUAGUAUAGUGUAUUAAAGUUGGGUUGGAAAGCGAUUUAAUAUUUGUAUUUAAGCAGCGGUUAGUGUAAAUACACCGCUAAAGAUUGUGCUAUGUAUUGAAUAAAAAAAGGAGACGACAAUGGAAAAUAAAAUAAUGGCGGAACUGAAGUUUGGAUGCUUAUUUAACUUUUUUGGAGCAAUGAAGUGGACUUCCAAAAUUUCCGAUCAUGCAAAAAAAAAAUAAAAUUGAUAUGGAGGCAACUGGCAAUGUACAUGCAUACUGUUAGUUUAAGCGCACAUCGUGAUUACUUUGCAAAACAAAACUCUAAAAAAAUUAUUAAAACUGAUAUUAACGAUUUUUGACAUUUAAACAUCCAUUUGUGACUGUCCACCAUCAGUAAUGUAAAUUAAGGCAAAGAAAAGCAUGUCUUUGUGAUAUAUGAAUGC